Messenger RNA from Rhipicephalus microplus (southern cattle tick), 477 nucleotides. Its product is annotated as lactadherin. NCBI's taxonomy places the organism in Eukaryota, Metazoa, Arthropoda, Arachnida, Ixodida, Ixodidae. The record is from RefSeq and is a predicted model, not a curated record.
AUGCGUACGGUACCGGCUACGACGGUCAUCUUGCUAGCAACCCUGGGCAUCACAGUCACGGGGCCCCGGUGGUGGGGUGCAACCGCCUCGUCCUCGUCGAUACCGCUGGUCCAUCACCACCAGAGCCACGCGACGUACGACGGCCACUGCCGGCAGCCGGGUCCUCUGGGCCUGCUGGCGGGCCGGCUGCAGGAGUGGCAGCUGAGUGCCAGCUCGACGCGACAGCCCGAAUGCCAGCUGCGCUACGCCCGCGUGCUCGAGCUGGCCUCGCGCGGUGCCUGGUGUCCCGCCAAGGACGCCGACACAGAGUGGAUACAGGUGGACCUGGGCGCGGACGCUAAGAUCACGGGACUGCUGUCCCAGGGCCGUGGCGACGGACGUGAGUGGGUUUCUUCGUUCGCCGUGUCGUACAGCAUGGACGCCUACCACUGGAAACACUGCCUUGACGCCCACGGGAACAAAAAGGUGAGGCCAUGA